AUUCAAAUAGAAAUAGAUGAUUAUCUUUGAAGAUUCUUCACAAUUGAUUGGAGCCAUAUUCGGAAUCGAAUUGGCAGAUCGAUUGUGGGGCUUGCCCAAUGGUGAGCUAGAUAGGAACGAGAAAGAGACGAUACCACAAAGCACUUGCAAUUUCAAGGCAACGAUGGCAACAAUCGUGUAUUUGGUGGAGGGAUAAGUCGAAUUGC
Messenger RNA from Meloidogyne enterolobii, 206 nucleotides. Lineage: Eukaryota; Metazoa; Nematoda; Chromadorea; Rhabditida; Meloidogynidae. The record is from the annotation of a GenBank genome assembly.